AUGAAAAUUUGGACGGCCCAACACACAUUUAACCAUCCAUGGGAGACGGUGGUUCAAGCAUUUUGGAAGAAGUACCCAAAUUCGAUGGCCACAAUUGACCAAGACGUAGGUCUUGUUGAUCGACAAGUAAAAAAUGGAGAACUGUAUUCACAUCGGUUAAUUACUACUAAGUUACUUCCGAAUUGGGCAUGUACAUUGAUGGGACCGAUAAGCAAAUUCUAUGCCAAUGAGUAUUCUGAAGUUAAUCGGGAUCGACGGCAGUUAAAGUUAAACAGACGUAAUAUAUCAUUGAGACCAUUCGUCGAAGUUCAAGAAGAGCUUAUAUAUGAGCCACAUCCCGAUGAUCCACAAAAAACAUUGCUCAAGCAAACGGCUUAUGUAACCGUAGAAGGCUUACUGUUUAGCGGUUUUAUAGAAGACAUACUUACCAUUAAAGUUUCGGUAAAUGCAGUUAAAAGACGACGAGCUAUAAAAUUGGUUAUUAAAAAAAUGUAG
Cinara cedri is the source of this 495-nucleotide messenger RNA. The record is from the annotation of a GenBank genome assembly. NCBI's taxonomy places the organism in Eukaryota, Metazoa, Arthropoda, Insecta, Hemiptera, Aphididae.